This is a messenger RNA of Loa loa (African eye worm), 351 nucleotides long. RefSeq lists its product as hypothetical. Lineage: Eukaryota; Metazoa; Nematoda; Chromadorea; Rhabditida; Onchocercidae. The coding region runs from base 1 to 258 and encodes 85 amino acids. The transcript has a single exon. The record is from RefSeq and is a predicted model, not a curated record.
AUGUUCAUUCUAGACCCAAGGGAAGGAAAUCCACAGUUGGAACAUGUUUUGGCAGACACACGAAAUCAUCACAUUGCCGGUCAAAGUUCAGCAUGUCAACAAGAUCGCUCGAAUGACGAGUAUCCCUCAGUAAAAUUUAACAUCUUGGACUAUCCCAAUGAUGACAUCUUCAACUAUCUUAGCAUCCCCGACGAUGUUGUUGUUAAUAUCGAAGAUAUUAACAUCGACAACUCUAAUGGUAAUAUCUUCGAAUGUUAGCAUCGUCGACGAUGGCAACUUCCUCGACGACUUCAAAAUAUUUUGCCAUCAAUGAAAACUGUCUGCUUGCAGUAUAUCAAAAUUAUUUAUCUC